Prosopis cineraria is the source of this 1532-nucleotide messenger RNA. RefSeq lists its product as uncharacterized. The coding region runs from base 120 to 1394 and encodes 424 amino acids. Gene Ontology annotation, biological process: aromatic amino acid biosynthetic process. NCBI's taxonomy places the organism in Eukaryota, Viridiplantae, Streptophyta, Magnoliopsida, Fabales, Fabaceae. The transcript has 10 exons. The record is from RefSeq and is a predicted model, not a curated record. Gene Ontology annotation, molecular function: 3-dehydroquinate synthase activity; oxidoreductase activity.
UGAGGCCCGUUUUCUGUUGCUGAUGUGGAAGCCUAUCACUGGUCAAUGGUCAUUGACAAACGGAGAUGAGCGAACCGACGAUCCGAAUCCCUCAUCGGUGAACAACACCGCCGCAGAGGAUGUCGACGCUCUGGAAUCCAGUCAUUAGCUUCCAGAGUCAACUGCCUUCCUUCACUUCAACUCCAGCAAAAAAUUGGAGCAUAAGUGGCGGAAACCCUUGGUACAACUUCGAUUCAUUGAGUUCUAUUCGUUCUGAGAAAACCCAGUUGCGAUAUAAUCGUUGUUUGUCAAUGACUUCUUCCCCUGAGACGUCUUUUUUGGGCACUGGUAAAAAAUCGAAGAGAGUAUGGAUUUGGACGAAAAACAAGCAGGUCAUGACGGCUGCCGUCGAGAGAGGAUGGGAUACUUUCAUUUUCUCGCCGCAGCAUCGACAUCUUGCUACUGACUGGUCGUCUAUUGCGGUAAUAUGCCCUCUCUUUAUCGGCGAGGGAGAGAUUUUGGAUGGCCAGCGUAACAGAGUUGCUACGGUUUUUGAUGUUUCAACUCCUGAAGAGUUAGAGCGACUUAGGCCUGAGGACGAGCUGGCAGAAAAUAUUGCGGUCAACUUGUUAGAUUGGCAGGUAAUACCAGCAGAAAAUAUAAUUGCAGCAUUCCAAAGCAGCCAAAAGACAGUGUUUGCCAUCUCCAAUAAUCCAUCUGAAGCUCAAAUCUUUCUUGAGGCGCUGGAACAAGGGCUAGGUGGCAUAGUUCUGAAAGUAGAAGACGUUGAACCUCUUCUUCAGUUAAAGGAAUAUUUUGACAGAAGAAAAGAAGAGAGUAAUCUGCUAAACUUGACCAAAGCCAGUGUCACACGUGUCCAUGUUGCUGGACUGGGUGACCGUGUUUGUGUUGAUCUCUGUAGCCUUAUGAGACCUGGUGAAGGACUUUUGGUUGGAUCUUUUGCUCGAGGAUUGUUUCUUGUCCACUCAGAAUGUCUGGAAUCAAAUUACAUUGCAAGCAGGCCUUUCCGGGUGAAUGCAGGACCUGUACAUGCCUAUGUUGCUGUUCCAGGAGGGAAAACAUGCUAUCUGUCAGAAUUAAAGGCGGGAAAAGAAGUGAUAGUGGUUAAUCAGCUGGGCCAACCACGAAUUGCAAUUGUUGGGCGAGUCAAGAUUGAGACAAGACAAUUAAUUCUUGUGGAGGCCAAGAGCCAUUCUGAUGACCAGACUAUCUACAGCAUCUUUCUGCAGAAUGCAGAAACAGUGGCCUUAGUCGGUCCCCCCGAAGGAAAUACAGAAUCGAAAACAGCUGUUCCUGUGACCUCUCUUAAAGUCGGAGAUGAAGUUUUGUUGAGAAUACAAGGUGGGGCUCGACAUACAGGAAUUGAAAUUCAAGAAUUUAUUGUCGAGAACUGAAUUCUUAACGCUAUAUAUUUAUAUGUUAAAUGUCCCAAAUCCAAAACCCCAUCUCCCGUCAUUGUCAAGGAGACAACCAAGUUUCCAAUUCCUCAAUUUUAAAAUCUAUAAAAUCUGGAGAUGUGAGACUUUGAUGCA